CUGCCGCUAGCGCGAUCCCCGCGUCCUGUUGAAAUCAAUACAGACUAUAAUAAAAAAUAGAAAACGACUCAAACACCACCCCCGUACAAUAAAACACCCAUCAAACACUAAACCAAUGUGUAAAGGCGUAGGAACAGUUGUAAAAUGCUUUAUACAUAGUGAAGUGUAGUUGAUAGAAGUUAAGUAGGUAAAUAAAUGUGUGAGAGGUGAUCCAUAUGAGGUGAACAAUAUGACGUCUCUAAAGCAUGGAGUCAACUUGAGCCGACGUGCGUGCAGGCAUCUCGUUACCCUACUGGCUGCUGGAAUUCUUCUAGCUUCAGCUUCUGGAAAUCCGAUUGAAAGCACCACGAAACAGAGUCCGUCCAUAACUGUUGAUGGGAUCUCCACGUACCCUGGCCUCGGGUUCGGACCCAUGGGUCCCGUGGCGCCGCUCCCUGGCGAGGUGCCGGGGAAACAACUACGUCAGCAACAGGUUACAACUACGGAAGCCGUUACCACCGUCAAACCGAAAAAGGAGAGGACGUUUGUUAUAGCAGCAGUCGAGUUCCAUCGGGUCGAAACGCCAUUCCUGAUUGGAGUAUGGAUCUUCUUUGCUAGCAUUGCUAAAAUAGGUUUCCAUAUGGCACCUCGGUUAUCAAAAAUGUUUCCAGAGUCAUGUCUCCUCAUUUUUGUCGGAGUCUUAAUCGGUGCAAUUCUUUUGAGUACUCAUAGCGUUCACGUACAGCCGUUAACACCUGACACCUUUUUUCUUUAUAUGCUACCUCCAAUCAUUUUGGAUGCCGGUUAUUUUAUGCCUAAUCGAUUGUUUUUCGAUCAUCUUGGGACUAUUCUUUUAUUUGCAGUAGUUGGGACAGUUUUUAAUACGCUAACUAUUGGUGCAUCUUUAUGGGCAUGUGGUCAAACAGGAAUGUUCGGUUGUACUACACCAUUACUUGAUAUGCUUUUGUUUGGUGCUCUCAUAUCCGCUGUGGAUCCGGUUGCUGUGCUUGCGGUAUUUGAAGAGAUACAUGUAGAUGAAGUGCUGUACAUCGUAGUUUUUGGAGAGUCUUUACUCAAUGAUGCAGUUACGGUUGUUCUUUAUCACAUGUUUGAGGCCUAUACAGAAAUGGGCCCUUCGCGACUCAUGUACACGGAUUUCUUAGCAGGCUUUGCGUCAUUCUUAGUGGUAGCCGUUGGUGGUACCUGUAUUGGAGUAGUAUGGGGUUUUGCUACUGGCCUUGUGACUCGUUUCACUAAUGAAGUCAGAGUAAUCGAACCAAUAUUCAUAUUCGUCAUGGCUUAUUUAGCUUACCUGAAUGCUGAAAUGUUCCAUAUGAGUGGAAUUUUAGCUAUAACGUUCUGCGGCAUAACAAUGAAGAACUACGUCGAAGCAAACAUAUCACACAAAUCGCACACUACGAUCAAGUAUACGAUGAAAAUGCUUUCGUCAUCAUCUGAGACUAUAAUAUUCAUGUUCCUUGGCGUCGCCACAGUCAACAAUAACCAUGAUUGGAAUACUUGGUUUGUUUUGUUGACUAUACUGUUUUGCUCAGUCUUUCGCAUAAUAGGGGUGUAUAUAUUUAGCGCUGUAGCUAAUAAGUUCCGUCUGCACAAAUUAAAUACUGUUGAAAAGUUUGUUAUGUCUUACGGAGGUCUUCGAGGCGCGGUCGCAUUUGCACUGGUGCUAUUAAUAGACCCAGAAGUGGUCAAUCUGCAGCCAAUGUUUGUAACCACUACGAUAGCAGUUAUUUACUUCACCGUGUUCAUCCAGGGGAUCACUAUUAAGCCAUUGGUUAAAAUACUGAACGUAAAAACCGGCGAGAAGAGGAAACCAACGAUGAAUGAAAGAAUACAUGAGAGGUUUAUGGAUCAUUUAAUGGCAGGCGUUGAAGAUAUUUUAGGAAAACAUGGCAAUCACCACAUACGCGAUAAGUUCAAAAGAUUCGACAACAGAUUUAUUCGACCAUUCCUACUCCGGAAUUAUCAGGGAGCUGAACCCAAAAUCCUGGAAACUUAUUCCAAAUUAGCUAUGAAAGACGCAAUUGAGUAUAUGCAAAGAAACGCAUCGACGAUUGGUAACAUAUCUGGAGCUGAGUCAAUGUCAGCUAUUUUUAAAAACUAUACAAGUGCUAAUUUUAAUGGAAGCCCAAGCUUUAGUCAAUUAGACUCUUCAACGUGGAAUAUUGAUAUGCAGGAAUUGGAAUAUAAUCCGUCCAAAAAAGAUUUGACAGAUGCCAGGAUUCACCAUCUCCUUGCUGAAGAACUCUGCAAACCGUAUCGGCGUCACCGCCGAUUAAGCUACAGCCGACAUGCUGUAAACGACCGUGAUUUGGGCACACAAGUGAACUAUAAAACUCACAUGAAUAUACGACGUUUAGUAGGCGACAGAAAACACCAUCACAAACGCAGUAAACGAGGAAAACAGGAUGGAAAGAAUCAUGUAACUUUCCCAGAAUUCCAGCAAAAUGGUUCGGCCAAACAGUUCACGCACGGUAAAAAAAAAUAUUAUAGAUUAGACUAUAUUGAUGAGGUGCUUCAAGAGGACGAUGAGCAGCCCCGCCGUGAAGCGGACGAUGGCGGUAUAACUUUCACUGCCAAAUCCCCGCCUGGAUUUAAUGAAGUCAGUCCGACAUCCUCGCAUAAAGAGAAUAGUAGUUCUCUGCUAAAUCAAUUGGCUAACUUGCCUGGCUUCAAUCCUCUCAAAGCAAGAAUUGUUAAGCAGUACGCUAAAACACCUGAAGAGAUACUGCCGACAGCUGUUGAGAAAUCUUUACCGUGGAGAAGGGACAGAUCCACGUAUAAUUUCGUACCUAAUGAGGAUAUUCUUGAAGAAGAUGAGAGACGAAUGUCCGAUGACAACGAUGCAUACAUGACGGUGGCGGAGCAAACCCGGGUCGCCACCCCAACGGCGACCGAGACUAUGUUGCCAUGGAAACGAGAGGAAGCCGAAGGGACUACCGCCCUAAAGCAAUCAGAGUUUCCCGCUUGGGCAUCUAACAAGGAAUAUUUGGCAUACAGUUCACCAUCUGCUACAUUUUUAGGUGGCAUAGAGAAGCCAAAACAUCCGAAAUCUAUCAUAGGUCUCUUCCGAAGAGAGAGCUCAAGUUCGACGCAAGCUGCGGAUUUACCGGUCCUAUCAGAUUCAGAGAGUAAAGCAUCGUCAAGUAAAGGGGAGAGCUCCUCAUCCAGAGGAGAUCAGUUUGGACAUUCGAGACAUCCGCCAAGUUUGUUAUCGAAAAGAAGCACAAGCCUCGGUGGUCCAUCGGUGCUAUUGAUGGAAGAUGUUGCUCAUUCUGAUCCACUUGGCGCGUCUUCACGACCGGCCAGUAUUAUGCAGGGCCCGCAUCGUGGACAGUGCAGAAGGGGAUCUAUGCUAGAAUUAACUGGAUCUCUGUCACGUGACGCGAUAACGGAAGAGAAAUGCAGCAAAUCAUUGCCCGAGAGCGAACGGAUGGGUGUUCGAAGACUAGCUCUAGGGCAGCAAAGUUUGCCUAGAGAGCCCUUCAGUCGUCAACUCACCAUGGCAUCUACCCUACUCACCAGCUCAUCGUCGGACGAAUCAUCCGAUGAGAACACCUGAGUGCCCCGCCGUGGUAACCACGAUAGGUUGCCACUGUUAAAGUAUAAGACACUAGAGUAAGUCCCAAAAUGACCUGGUGGUGAUGCUACGUGUACUCAAUUGAAUAUUUUUGUAUGAUACGGUAUUUGAUAUUGAGUAGGAUAUAUCUGUUUCAACGCAGGUAUAUGUGUUAAAGGACUGGAUUUGUACGUUACAACGUAAGACUACUUACUAUAAAAUUGUACACAUAGUAAAAGCCUGAGCAUUGCUACAUUUUUUAAUUUGACAUUCAUUUGUACAAUUAAGGUCAAGACAAUUAUUAAAGUAGGUAGCCAUAUAAGGCAUUUACGACUAAAUAAACGGUUAUUACGGUUUCUUCAUGCAAAAUUUUGUUGGAGUAUUUAAUAUUUUAGCUUGUUUAGUUUAUAUGACUGUUUGUAAACUCGUGUCUUUAGAGCGCGUUUUGAGUUAAGUUAACAAACGAUAAAUUGGUGUUGUCGAAUUGUUUGGUGUAACGCUACGAUUUGACUAGAGCAUGACGUUUGUUGACUGUAUAACUUGCACUAAGCGCACUAAUUGUAGGACAACAAUCGAAAUAGCAAACACUAUAUAAACACUAAAAUUACCUGAAGUAUAAAGUAAAGUCACCAGUAAGACCAGUAGCCUCUAUCAGUAAAAAUGACCCAAUUUAUGCAUUUUGGUGCCAUUUCUGUUGUAUACAAAUCUCUUAAAUUAAAUUGGUGCCAAUUUUGUUCUACAGGAACCUCUUGACUACACUAAAUUGACAAAAGUAGGGUAGGGCUAUCCCUUAAACAAUGCUCCCUGUAGAAAAAGAUAGACCUACUUUUAAGUUGGUUCAAAGAUUUGAUAACAGAAUUGUCAUUGUCAGGUCCAAGAAUAUUACAAGUAAUAUUUCUUUCGCACGGAACAUUGUGUAAAGUCUUGUACGUUUAUACUUGUCAAUCUAGUUUUGUUAAGCGCGUGUACAACAGAAUUGCAAUCGUUAUAUUAAUGCACGAGAAGUUACUAACGUGUCAUCGACUAUCGUUUAAUUUUAUUAAAAAUGUAAUGUGGCAACGUUCUUUGAAAAUAUUGUAAUAGAAAUUAAUGAUUGCUUCCUAUUUAAAACAGUUCGGCCGCUGUAAGCGCUGCUUUUAUAAUGAUCCAAAUGCUCUUACUAGCUGGAAAAUGGACCCUUGAGUGAUUGAUUAGGGCUGGCUGGCUGAAGACGUUGCUUGCACCAUUGAAACGCAGGGCAAUCCAUCGCUAAGCAAUCCGUCGCAAUAUAAUAUUUACAAAUAUUUUUUUUCUGGUAUGGUAGGAGUCAGACUUGGCAAGCUAGUUACUACCUUACCGACAAAGACGUCCUUUACGUUUUUUUAUGUUAAUUAUGACGUGUAGAAUUCAGGGGUUUAAUAUAUCUGCCCCUAACAGUUUAGCCCACUAUCAUGCUAGACCAAUAUAAUUAGUUCUUAUCAGACUUACUCUUAAUGGAAUGAAAAAUACAUAUAAAUACAAACUUUCAAGAUAUGAGUAAACGACAGUCGAUUAAAUUACCAUGCAAUUUGAACUUUGCCGCUGUUGUUAUGAUUUGACUCGCGCUUACGGCGGUCAAGUUUUAAUAAAAAUAGCACUAGAAAUAUUAAUAUUUUAUUUACAGAUACUAUUGCUCGAUAGAAACCAAAUUAUAAAAUUGCUGGAAAUUAAAAAAAACCUCAUCAGUAUUUUUCUAUGCUCUUUUAUGACAAAUUGAACUGUGAAAACGUCGUGAUAAAGUAGUAAUUAUCCUCAUACAAAUAGAUAGAUAAUAAUAUUUAUAUAUACUUACUACCAAAUAGUGAAAUAAAAUGUAGUGCCGAUUUUUAAUUACAUGGCACCUGUUGCCAAUGACAAUACAUGUUAGAAUAUUAUAUAAAUAAUGUAAAUAUUAAUUUAUAUUAUAUUUUAGAUAGCUUUUGAUAUUAUUAAUUAAUUGAUGCUAAUUUGUUGUGCACAAUUAAAGUAAUUAUUUGCUUGAGCACAAAACUUAACAAAUAGAGGACUGAAAAAGUUAAAAACUUUUCACUACAAGACCUUUCCUAUGUCAAUAAACCUAACAGUUAUUUGGAAAGUAGCUGGUCAAUCAUUUGUGUUGGUACAUAAGCCAAGUUUGAAAGGGGCACCUAAGAAAUUAUUCCUUAAAAACUAUUACUAAUGGUAAUCUAAGAAAUGAUAACAUAUUAUAUAAUAAUAAGCGAAUUAAACAGUUUUCAACUGAGAGUAACCUAAAUAAAAGCAACAACCUUUACGAAUUGUUAUAUCUUCAAAUUAUAUUUAAAACACGUGUCUGUACGUGAAAAUGUGUGUGAAUUAUUGUCUAGAAUCAUACCAUAUUUCUGAUGCCCUAGUAAUCCGUGACCACAUUCGAUCUGGUCGAUGUAGAACCAGAUGAUGUUAUGGUUGCCAUUGCUUAAAGUUUAGGAAAUACUCCAUCGACUUAGUGGCCCCUCUCUCCAGUUAGCCUUAAGGCUGGAAUACACAUGCCUGUACCUGCAUAGCAGCCCCACCAUGCCGUCUACUUUCAUGGUUAUACGCAAACUGGCAUCCCCUUAUCUGGCAAGCGUGUAUAUCGCACGUUUGAUUUUUUAGUAUUUACUUGCAUUCUAAACCGAGAAGACACAAGAAUUCUUAUUACUGCUAUAAACUUUGUGCCAGUUACUUUCACAAGACGGUAACUAGCAUGUACGUUAUUGUCUUGUUUAACAGACAUGUGUAUCGCCAUCUUUACAUGACUAUGAAACCUACAGCCUUUACGUGAAAGAGGUAGUCAGGUAGAUAGGUUAAUACCCAUAUAAAGUUUUGUGCUCAAGAGAGUUAGUAACAUUGUUUUAUAUAGGUACUCAUGUAUAUUUUAAGAAAAUAUUUGUUGAUAAACGAUAGUGGGAUAAUUAUUAUCUUGUAAUGUGAAAAAUUCUUGCAUUUU
Molecule: messenger RNA, 6500 nt
Organism: Pararge aegeria (speckled wood butterfly)
Lineage: Eukaryota; Metazoa; Arthropoda; Insecta; Lepidoptera; Nymphalidae
Gene: Nhe2
Product: sodium/hydrogen exchanger 3
Exons: 20
Coding region: 230-3559 (1109 amino acids)
Biological process (GO): sodium ion transport; regulation of pH; proton transmembrane transport
Cellular component (GO): membrane
Molecular function (GO): sodium:proton antiporter activity
Source: RefSeq, a predicted model, not a curated record